AUGACAAACUAUUUAGCGGUACUUAUGAUAGACAUCAGCGAUGAGUCGGGAAUCAUAUGUGGAAACAUCCCACCACCGCCAUUGGUCACAAUGUUGAAUAACAAUCUAGUAACAGCCGGCAUAUAUAAAAUUGCUAAAUUUUACCACCUACGCUCAACCUUGCCACCCGGUCCGCACCCCUGGCCACUUAUUGGCAAUGGCCUAAUGCAAUUUAAAUCUGGCCCCGUUUGGCACCAGGUUUUUCGUGGGCUGACCGCACAGUACGGCCCGGUAUUCACCUUCUGGUUCGGUGGAGUUCCCCGCAUUAUCAUUGCCGACACCGAAAUGGCCCGCGAGGCGUACCGUAAAAAUGAUUUUGCCGGUCGACCAUGGUCGUAUUUAGGCUCUCAGUUAUCAAACAAUGAUUUUAAGGACGUGUUGUUCACUGAUUACGGCCACACGUGGGAAGCGCUCAGACGUGUGGCCCACUCGGCGGUCAUGCUUUAUUACAAUCAUUGA
Messenger RNA from Medioppia subpectinata, 498 nucleotides. The record is from the annotation of a GenBank genome assembly. NCBI's taxonomy places the organism in Eukaryota, Metazoa, Arthropoda, Arachnida, Sarcoptiformes, Oppiidae.